AUGGCUCUGCCACUGACACUUCUGCGUCAUAUCACCGAUGAUUUCUCUGCUGAGCAUGAAAUUGGCAGAGGUGGGUUUGCGGUGGUUUAUAAGGGAAAGCUUGGGAAUAGGACUGUGGCAGUGAAGAGGAUGUCCAAUACGUUUGUAGAUGAAAGCGAGUUCCACCGAGAAGUUCAAUGUCUCAUGAUGGUUAAACACAAAAAUAUAGUACGGUUUCUGGGAUAUUAUGCUGAAACACAUUGGACUAUGGUAACCCAGGAGGGAAAAUUCGUUAUGGCAGAUGUAAACCAAAGAUUGCUCUGCUUCGAGUAUCUUCCUAAUGGGAGCCUUGAUAAGUAUAUCACUGAUGCAUCUUGUGGACUUCAGUGGAGAGACCGCUUCCAAAUUAUCACAGGAAUUUGUCAGGGGCUACAUUAUCUUCAUCAGAAUAGCUUUAUGCACUUAGAUCUAAAGCCCACAAACAUAUUGUUGGAUGAUAAUUUAGUACCAAAACUUGCUGAUUUCGGUCUAUCUAGAUGCUUUGUUGAAUCACAAAACUGGGCUAGUACUUCGAUACGUGGAACAGCUGGAUAUAUAGCACCCGAAUAUUAUAACUAUACUGAAGUCACACACCAGCUUUCGCCCCUUCUUGAUAUCUAUAGUCUUGGUAUAAUAAUAAUAGAGAUACUCACCGGCCGGAAGGGGAAUAUUGACGCUGAUGAGGUAGUUGAAAGUUGGAGUAACAUGGUGGAGAAAUCACAUAGCGACGUACAGAUGGAACAGGUACGCAUAUGUGCUGAGAUAGCAAUAGAGUGCAUCGACUUCAACCCGGCAAAGAGACCGGAUACACAACAUAUAAUCAGUAGACUCGAUCAGAUAAAAAUCAUGGACGGAUAUGUUAAAACUGGCAUGAUUACUUCACAUCAGGUAAGAUCACUCACAUGCCAUCCAUGA
Messenger RNA from Triticum turgidum subsp. durum (durum wheat), 933 nucleotides. Lineage: Eukaryota; Viridiplantae; Streptophyta; Magnoliopsida; Poales; Poaceae. The record is from the annotation of a GenBank genome assembly.